Messenger RNA from Acipenser ruthenus (sterlet), 2144 nucleotides. Its product is annotated as SREBP regulating gene protein. Lineage: Eukaryota; Metazoa; Chordata; Actinopteri; Acipenseriformes; Acipenseridae. The record is from RefSeq and is a predicted model, not a curated record. Gene Ontology annotation, biological process: positive regulation of SREBP signaling pathway. Bases 528 to 1127 code for a protein of 199 amino acids. The transcript has 5 exons.
UUUGUUUUGUUUUUUUCAAAGGGAAGGCGAUUGCUGACAAGGGGAAUCGUGAAAACAGCGUUUUUUUAGGAGAACAAAAAGAACGAGUAAUGUUUGACGAUUGAUUUUAUUUUCUUGUAUCAAUUCGUUUUUCUCCUAAAAAACUAGACUUGUUUUGUUUUAAAACAAAUACGGGGUAUGAUAUUAAUAUGGCUUGUUUAUUGUAAAGCGAUGCGGUGGAAAUCGUAAAUAAGUAAAGCUUUUAAUGGGGCACACUGAGUUAGCCUUAUAAAAACAACUGGUCAGAAAAUAUAUUCUUCGUCUUACACAGUAGACGUGGGUUGCCUGAAUACUGCAUGAAGUUCUGAUCAAUUCAUUAUGGUUAAUUGUAAAUAUUGCAAUUCGUUCUGUAAAUAGUGGAAGAACUCAUUUAAAUUAUUAUUAUUAUUAUUAUUAUUAUUAUUAUUAUUAUUAUUAUUAUUAUUAUUAUUAUUAAUAGUAAGCAGUUAGUGCUGUUUAGGAAGCCUGUCAAGGUGCAGAACGUCUCCAUGGUGUUGCGCAAGCUCCUCAGGAAGCGUUGGGUUCUCGGGGUCGUUUUUGGACUGUCCCUCAUUUACUUCCUGACCAGCACCCUCAAGCAGGAGGAGAGGACUGUACGAGACCGGGUCCUUCUGCAAGCCAGGGACCCCGACCACCGCAUUGACUGGAAAGUGCACUUUAACUUGGGAAACAGCAGCCGUCAAAUCAACCAGUGUAGGAACUCCAUCCAGGGCAAGGUUCUCCUCACAGACGAGCUGGGUUUUGUCUGUCAGCGGGAGGAUCUGCUGGUGAACGGCUGCUGUAAUGUCAAUAACCCCAGCACUAGCCAGUACCUCUGCAAGAGCUGCUCGUCCAAUGGCUGCUGCGGUGUGUAUGAGUACUGCGUUUCCUGCUGUCUGCAGCCAGACAAGCAACAGCUUCUGGAGCGCUUCCUGAAUCGAGCAGCAGAAGGCUUUCAGAAUCUCUUCACAGCUGUCAAGGACCAUUUUGAAUUGUGUCUGGCCAAGUGUAGGACCUCCUCCCAGAGCGUUCAGCAUGAGAAUACCUACAGAGAUCCCAUGGCCAAGUACUGCUAUGGGGAAAAUCCACCAGAACUGCUCCCAAUUUAAUUCUGAAGUCUUCUGUGAAUCAAGGAUGGAAAACGUUACGUGUACACGCACAAGGUGUGGGAACUGGUGAAGAGAAGUACCAUGUGGGAAAACACAAUCUCAUCCUCAUUUCUUAAAUAGCUGUGACUCAUCCAGGCAGUAUUAACCUGUCCACAUGGAUCAUGAACAAUUGCAGCUGGCUCUUCCUGCUUGCCGUUACACUGUCAAAGGUGGGGACUGUACUGUGCACGUCAAGCAAAAUAAAUAUAACUCACCUCAGUAGUACUGCAGCAAAGUGUCUGGUAGACCACCCACUCAACGUAGGGUUCAGAAUGUUCCUUCAGAACCUUUUAUUCUAAAAAUAUUAAAAAAAGGUCAGGGAGUUCAUUAGUGGAGGCAUCCAUACAUACUGCAUGUCACACUUCAGAGUUUUCUAGAUUUCUAAUGAACAGCUUGCCCAAUUGUCAUGAGACAGAAAUCCAGAGGAUGUGGGUGUUUUCGGUUCACAGUAAGGCCUUUUGGACGACAGCCCGAUGCAAAGUAAUGAAAGAAAAAUGUUACAGUUCCCAAUUUCAUUUUGCCCAAGCCAUUCAUUUUCUUUGAUGCUCAUUAAUUUGUUGUCUCGCUAGGGGAAGACAAUGGACUUGACAUCUCUGCACUGGGGAGCAUGUCCCAUUCAGAGCGCUCCCACAACACCGCCCCUGUGUCUGCUGCUUGUAUGUGACGCUUUUCUGCUAAAUAGGAAGAUUUUAUUUGGGUCUUGGAUAAGUUUGGCAUUGGCAAGGGAAAUAAUACAAAAGCAAUUCAUCUUCUUGACUGCAAAAAAAAAACAAAUCUGCAUUUUAAUUAGAAAUUAAUAUAAAGCAGAUCAUAUGUUUAUGUGGUGGUGUUUUGUUUCUGAUAAUUUGAUUAAUGACUUUAUAAAGAGUUUUUUUAAUCAGUGAGAAAACUUUCAGCAUGUGUGUAGCUGUGUUUUCAGCCUGCAUCAAACUGCGUAUAAUGUAAAUCAGGGUAUUAAAAGUACAGCAAGGCAACUCA